CAGCGAUAAACGUUCUGACACGAGCUUUCCUGAACGAUCAUGCCCUUAACUGGUGCGGCUGUGUUAAGAAGCAAAACCGCGGCCACCAGCAUUGAUUCCCCAGUUCCCGGAGUGCAGCGAACAAUAAGGAACCUCCAACACUUUCAGAAGUAUUUGGUGACAGUGGCGAUGUUGGUAGGUGGUGUUAUUACCCUCGCGGUGGUGCCGCAAGAUGAUGGGGGGAGAGAAAGUCGUUGGGGUAACAGUAUGUCUUCAGCCCGGGCAGACGUUUGACAUGCCGUUGGGCAAGCUGCUGAAGGCUGGUGUAUGGUCCGUGCUGAGGGGCUGGGGAUUUCGAGGCCUCAAGCGCAUUCUUCUUGAUUUCGUUCCCCCUGUUGAGAAAGCACUUUCGAAAGCCUUCAAGGCGCGGAAUUUGGACCGGCUGGAUUCCUGGCAUCUGCUUGCAAUCGCGGUAGAUCCUGACUGGCAAGGAAAAGGCGUAUCUUCAGUCCUCCUAAAGGACUGUUUUUCUCGUGCCAACCACAAACCCAUCCAUUUAGAAGCUUCGAGCUCGAAGAGUCGGGAUAUAUACAAGCAUCUGGGCUUUGAGGUCGACGAAGAACUCUUAUUGGGGAAGGGUCAAGUAGAUUGCUGUGGACUGUCUGCCAAAGGUGCAGAAGCCAUAGGUAUUCCUGAAUGGGUCAUGACGAAGGUACGUGCACGGAAGAGUGAGUGUUUGUCUUUGCGCAUGACGUUUCGUUGUAGUGGGAGACGUGAUAUUAGAUAUACACAAGAGUGAAACGAUGGAGAGGAGUACGUACGUGCAUAUACAUCAACCGUGGGAUCAGUUAUGCU
This is a messenger RNA of Desarmillaria tabescens, 834 nucleotides long. RefSeq lists its product as uncharacterized. NCBI's taxonomy places the organism in Eukaryota, Fungi, Basidiomycota, Agaricomycetes, Agaricales, Physalacriaceae. The transcript is spliced from 4 exons. Gene Ontology annotation, molecular function: acyltransferase activity, transferring groups other than amino-acyl groups. The record is from RefSeq and is a predicted model, not a curated record. Bases 212 to 778 code for a protein of 188 amino acids.